CCCCACCUGUUGAUUAUUUUAUGUUCCUGUAAACAUCACUUGUUUAUGCUGAAACCUUCUCGCCUCUCGGGAGCGUUGACUGGAUCCAGAACCUCAUAAAUAAUCAGAGCUCUGAGCUUUCUGGUGGAGCUCCAGGAUGCCCCUCAACUCCACCAUCUCUCUGUCGGUGGACUUCAGCUCUCCGGGAGACUUCCUCAUCUUCAUCUUUCACAUCCUCUUCGCCACAAGCGCGGAGCUGGUCGCAGGAUCGGUGCUCAUCGGGAUCUCCGCCACCCGAACCCUGCGAGUUCAGAACCGUUUCCUCUUCAUGCUCAACACCAGCAUCAGCGACACUCUGACCGGCGUCUCGGUCUUCUACCUCGGUCUGUUCGAUGUCCAAGAGGGCUACCCGUCCAGGAACGGGACGUUCUACAUUCUGCCAUCCUUCCUUGGUGUUAAUGUCUUGACUUUCCUCUUUGCUCAGUUUGAUCGGUACUUCGCUGUUUGCCACCCUUUCUUCUACAAUCGCUUCAUCACGAGGCCUGUCGUCGUUUCCACCUGUGCGUUCUGCUGGGUCUACACCUACGUCAUCCUCACCGUGCAGAACAUGGUGCCCAUCUCGAAGGCAGCGCAGAUCAACGCGUUCGGUGUGAUGACUCUGCAGAUCAUAGUUCUCAUCAAAAUCAUCAUGACAGUGAAGCUUUACGUCAUAGCGCGGAGCCACCUGGUCAGAGAGGCGCCCGGCGGCGCCGACAGGGACAACAAGGAGUCUCUGCGCAUCAUCGUGUUUGUGGUCAUCUGUUUCUUGGCUUUGUGGUGUCCUUCUUUUGUUAAUAUCAUAGUGAAACAGCUGACUGGGAAAGGGUUGAAGUUCAGGAAUGAAGCGACCAACUUGUUCGCCACCAUGGCGCGCCUGAACGCGUUGGUCACCCCGGCUGUGUACAUCUGGGGCAGCCCGGCGCUGCGGAGGGCCGUGUGGAGGGUGGUGUGGAAGAGGGUGUGCCCAAAGCGAAGGCCCAGGAGCGUCUCUAACUGUGAUGGCGUGGCUAAGAGAAAGUUUCCCCAAUCGAAAACAUCAUGAACUUCAAGUUUUCAUCCCAUUCAGCAAUGCUUAAAUAAUGAGAUGUGUGUUUUCACACAUUUUAAUGGCUGAAGGAUGAAACAAAACGCGAAUGAAAUUGGGAAAGUAUUAAAUGUGUUUGGAGUUUGAUCUGAAAAAUUCGUCAAAAGGUGUCAUAAAGUCAUAAAUAUUCAUAUCAGUCCUGUUUAAAACAUUUCUUUUAAGCACGAAUGUCUGUUGUGUCCUUGGCCAAUUCAAAAUAAGAGUUUUUGGUGUGUUUUUGUAUUUUCAGUUGAAUUUAUUGAAAAGAUCCGUUUGUGUUCUGCUUGUUGAGAAAAAAACAUCGUUUGAAGAUUGAAGUUUACAGCGUUUAAUCCUUAUUAACUUCCUCACAGCAGGUUUUAAAUGAUAUUUUCUGAUUUAAAAGACAUUACUGAAUCUUUAGCGGGACGGAGUUUUGGUCAUGUAUGCAUUUCUGGGUUUCAAUGCGCACACUUUCUUCCGCUUAUUCACAUAUUUGGGAAAAGAUGCAUAAAACAGAGUGUAAUUUUAAAACCGUUCAUGUGUUUUCAAAUGAACUGGAAGUGUGUUAAACCUGAAAGUGGCAUCAAAGCCGACAAUGCUUCAUUUUCCACACCUUGUUGUUUUUUCACCAAGGCGUUUGACAAACUAAAAGGUUUGGGUGACUUCUCUUUAAAAGUGGCCAGCUGUUUUAGAGAGAAUGGAAACGUCACUGCUGAAUUUGAUUAAUCAGGUAAAAUGCAUUUCAACAAGAAAGUUAAGAAAAUUCGUAUACCUUAAAGAUCGUGGUUUAAUUAUCUCUAAUUUGCACUUUUAUAAUUGGUAAGCAGGUCAAUUUCACUUCCAGCUUAAAUAGAUACACAAUCCUUCUACGUGAACUCGUUGCAUCAGCACUACGUUUGAAAGCUCUGAUUGUUGUGUGGAUCUAAAGGGCCUCAAACCUAAUCCAGAUUAAAAAUAAAAUUAAACCUCCCCAAUUGAACAAAACUCGAGGAAGAAACCUCCGAAUUCAGCUUCACGGACUUUGGGGUUCAGCACCAUGGACAGCUCCCCGUUUUUCCUCAAAAGACUCAGUAAGAAAUUAAUCAACACAUAUUUGAAGCACACAUUUAUUUCAAAAGCCAAUUAAAGAAGCACAAUCCAACACGAAGGUAUCAAAAUAUAGUCACAUCUACAGGAAUUUAAAUGUUUACAAUUAAAUUCAUUUAUUUUUUCAACUUUAGGUUGGCGCUUUAGCAUUAAUCUCAGUGAUUGCUGAGUUAGAAUCUUGACCAGUUUUAUAUUUGACAUCACUCUGUAGCCCUCUGCUGGCCAGAUGCUGCACUUAACAGUUUUGUGGAGCAGGAAGGUGCUCUUCAGGGGAGCUCUUAACCACAUUUACGACUGUUAGCUGUUGUACUAGCAGUUAGCAGUUUCAGGUAACCGAUAAUCAAUAAAAAGCACAAGAAUAACAAAAAGAAGUUUGCUUUUUUGCUGGCACCAUGGCGGAGCCUGGAAGUAUGAUGUCUUUGGAGGUGAAGCAAAGUGCUAAAACCAGAGUGAACAUCGGCAUGGCCUACUAGUUUGAGGAAGCAGCUACAAAAAUCACAGACCGACGAUGACCUGGCUUUGUUGCUACUGGACUUUUAAGUAAUAAUAUUUUUGUGUUGGAGCAG
This is a messenger RNA of Nothobranchius furzeri (turquoise killifish), 2715 nucleotides long. Its product is annotated as C5a anaphylatoxin chemotactic receptor 1. NCBI's taxonomy places the organism in Eukaryota, Metazoa, Chordata, Actinopteri, Cyprinodontiformes, Nothobranchiidae. The record is from RefSeq and is a predicted model, not a curated record. Gene Ontology annotation, cellular component: plasma membrane; cytoplasm. Gene Ontology annotation, molecular function: G protein-coupled receptor activity. Gene Ontology annotation, biological process: regulation of metabolic process; adenylate cyclase-activating G protein-coupled receptor signaling pathway.